Tachyglossus aculeatus (Australian echidna) is the source of this 1405-nucleotide messenger RNA. It is a transcript of the gene MFAP2, whose product is annotated as microfibril associated protein 2. Gene Ontology annotation, biological process: embryonic eye morphogenesis. Gene Ontology annotation, cellular component: microfibril. NCBI's taxonomy places the organism in Eukaryota, Metazoa, Chordata, Mammalia, Monotremata, Tachyglossidae. The transcript is spliced from 8 exons. The record is from RefSeq and is a predicted model, not a curated record. Bases 56 to 598 code for a protein of 180 amino acids.
CUUAUCCGCUGCCUCCUGCCCAGCUCCUUGCCCUCACUGCCACACCUCCAACACCAUGAGGACGGCUUAUCUCUUCCUGCUCUGUCUGCCAGCUGGGCUGCUGGCCCAGGGCCAGUAUGACAUCGAGCCGCCUCCUUACCCCGACCAAGGCCAGUACUCCCAGUACAGUGACCACAUCGAAAACCCUGAUUAUUACGACUACCAAGAGGUGACCCGCCAGCCUCCUGAGGAGCAGUUCCAGUACCAGUCCCAGCAGCAGGUCCAACAGGAAGUCAUCCAGCCCCCCACCCCAGAAAACCCAGAGACGGAGCCCACGGAGCCCGGCCCCCUGGACUGCCGAGAGGAACAGUACCCCUGCACCCGGCUCUACUCGGUCCACAAGCCCUGCAAGCAGUGCCUCAAUCAGAUCUGCUUCUACAGUCUGCGCCGCAUCUACGUCGUCAACAAGGAGAUCUGUGUCCGCACCGUCUGUGCCCACGAGGAGCUGCUGCGAGCUGACCUCUGCCGGGACAAGUUCUCCAAGUGCGGCGUGAUGGCGACGAGCGGGCUGUGCCAGUCGGUGGCUUCCUCCUGUGCCAGAAGCUGCGGGGGCUGCUAGGGCUCUGCGGGGGGUGAGGAGCGAGGCCCCAGGCUGCGGGGGUCCUCAGGGGAGCGGUGGUGCCGGUAGGCUCCCACGACCGACCGACCGGCGCUUCAGAAAUCCGGUGCAGGGAUUCUGCACACAAUAUAGGGGACGUUUUUACUCUGCCUUUUUCUAUUACCUUUAUUUUCUAUUUGGUUCCUAACGGGCUGGGUUGCGGUGGUGGGCAUGCUCCCGGCUGGAACCUGGGGCUUCCCGUGGCUCCCGGCUCGGCCGUGGAGACUAAGAGGGAGCAGCAGGCCACCCCCUCCCCGGCCCCCGCUGCUCUCCCAAAGCCCUGCCCGGCUGAGUCCGUGGGCACCUGCAGUCCUGGGCAGCCUAGUUCUCCCUUCUGCAGAGGCCGGGCGGGACCUUCCUCUUCCUCCUCCUCUCGUUCCCCACCCAGAGUGGCGUUGGGGGAGGCGAGCACACUAAGGGGUGUUUUGUUAGGGGGUGCCACCCCACAGGGCAAUGGGGAAAAGAGCAUGCCACCCUUGGCCGGGGUACUGUUAGUCCCUGAGUGGGCACAGGGCAACACUACCCGUGCCCUGCCUGGACCCUAAUGAAGUAGACGUACCACCCGCCCCGGCUCCAUCCCAGGGCAGUACCCAGGUUUCUCCCGGCUGCCCAGCUGUUGCCCCUCAGGGCCAAGGCUGUGGUCUCAAGCCGGUAAGGUGCUAAUCCUGGGGGCCCCUUCCCCCAACCCCGACCCUCUAGUUUCCCUGCAUGUACUGUAGCCAUGUACAGUCACUGGUUUUUGUACAAAAUAAAGGAAAAUAAAAGAAA